GGAGAAGACACAGCUACAGACGUAUAUUAGAGUUGAAGUAAGGAGUAGAAGUUACUGUAUUUGAGCACAAGUGUGUUAAGAUGUCAGAGGGAGUCUAUGAAAACUCAGAUGGAUUUGAAGACAACAAACCUGAUGAAAUAAACACAGACAUUGAUGACCAAUUAUAUGGCAACGUAGGAGCCUUCAAACCCAGUCGAAGUGAUGGAGGUGUUGCUUCAGCACAUGUUCAGUGGUGGAAGAGACCCUCUGGAGUUGCUGCAGUGUGUCUGGGGCUGCUGUGUGUUCUCCUACUGGCUGGGAUCAUAGGCCUGUCUGUCUACUAUGGAGUCACUGAUCAUCACAACUCAGCACAGAUAGACCAGCUUCAGACCAGUUACAACACCCUGACUAAAGAGAGAGACCAGCUUCAGACCAGUUACAACAGCCUGACUAAAGAGAGAGACCAGCUUCAGACAAGUUACAACACCCUGACUAAAGAGAGAGACCAGCUUCAGACCAGUUACAACACCCGGACUAAAGAGAGAAACCAGCUUCAGACCAGUUACAACACCCUGACUAAAGAGAGAGACCAGCUUCAGACAAGUUACAACACCCUGACUAAAGAGAGAGACCAGCUACAUUCUGACAGAGUUUUUCUUAGCGGGAGGCUUACCAAUCUCAAACAAACCUGUCCUGAAGGCUGGCAGAAGUUUGAAUCCAGUUGGUACUUCCUGUCCACUGAGACUAAAACCUGGAAUGAGAGCAGAAAGGACUGUCUGGAGAGAGGAGCAGACCUGGUGAUCACAAACAGUGACAAGGAACAGGAGUUUCUCUUCAACCUCAACAAGGGAGUCUGGAUUGGUCUGACUGACUCUGUUACUGAGGGGACCUGGAGAUGGGUGGACAGCUCCCCACUGACAAACCCAAGGUACUGGCGUAAACCACAGCCUGAUAAUGGUGCUGGCAGACCAGAAUAUGGUGAGGAGGACUGUGUUGAGAUACGUAAAGAUCAGCGUCCUCUGGAGGCAUGGAAUGACUUGUCAUGUGACAGAAAAAUCUACUGGGUUUGUGAGAAAGUUGUUUAACAUCACCAUGACAACAUACUGUAACACAUACAGCAGCACACAGUGCACGAAACUUCCUCCUUCAUUCUCUCGCUCUCUCUGUGUGUCUCUCUCUCUGUAGCUCUCUGUCUCUCUCUCUCUCACUCUCUCUCUCACAGACAUUCUCUCUCUGUCUCAAACCCUCACACACACAUGCACACACACUGCGUGCACACAUGCAUGCAAACGCAUCUAUUGUUGUGUUUAUUUGCAGUAUUAUAUUAAUACAAGGCCUACUUAUUUCCUGUUUGUAACUUCCUGUGUUUUAUACCUCCUCAGGUUCAACAUGAAGUCAGUACAUUUGACUUUUCCAUACACAUAAUUUCUAAUUCAAAUAUAUUCUACAGAUAUUUACAUGCUCCAAUUUAGGCCUGGUGAUAACAUUCUCAACACCAUUACAUACACUGUAUAGGAGUUGACUGUAUCACCAAUCAAUGAGUGUAGUAGAGAUAUCAAAGAAUGUUACUUAAUAAUAUUUAACAGUCAGUCUUUGUUGUCAAUUUACAUAUAAGCACAAUAUCAAAUGCUCAUAUUUGACUGUUGUUCUCCUAUAUGGGUCCCAAAAGAUGGAAGUGUAGUGGAUAUUUUCAGUGGUUCAACUAGAUGUCACUCAAAAACUCCUCAACCAAUCAGGUUCAUUAAGAGAAAGGGUGGCAGGUAGCCUAGCGGUUAAGAUCGUUGGGCCAGGAACCGAAAGGUUGUUGGUUCAAAUUCCUGAGACGACUAUUUGGAAAAUCUGUAGAUGUGCCCUUGAGCAAGGCACUUAACUCUAAUUGCUCCUGUAAGUCGCUCUGGAUAAGAGUGUCUGCUAAAUGACUGAACUGUAAAUGCAGAGGAGAGACAUGGGGGUUACUGUUGUCAUCUCAUCCUCACUGGUUAAAACUACCCACCCUCAAUAUCCACUAGGAGCAGUUUGUAGUGUCCCAUCUAUUGUCUGGACAUUAUAAUGACCCAUGUUUGUAGUCCUGGACCUCCUGAACAUGUUGAUGUAUAUUUGGGAGUAAACAGAGGGUCCAAAUCAGCAGAAAGGUGAAAGGAAGGAGGAGUUCUGGAAACUCCCUGAAUUAUCUUGGGGCUGUUACAUAUGAUAUUUAAUACAUGUUAACAGCUAGUCUUUGUUCUCCACUUCCCCUCUAUGAUCUAUAUCUUCCUGGUAUGAUAGUGUCCUGUCCAUCAUCACAAAUAGCAAGUCAGGUUCCCUGGGCAGGAGGACUGUGUUGAGAUAUACUCUGUACAAGCUGACCAUGUAGAGACAUGGAAUGAUUUAUAUUGUGCUGCAGAAAAUGGUUUAACAAUAACCACUGUAACAAUCUCACACACACACAC
Oncorhynchus masou masou (cherry salmon) is the source of this 2408-nucleotide messenger RNA. Its product is annotated as C-type lectin domain family 4 member M-like. Gene Ontology annotation, biological process: biological process involved in interspecies interaction between organisms. The record is from RefSeq and is a predicted model, not a curated record. Gene Ontology annotation, molecular function: D-mannose binding; fucose binding. Lineage: Eukaryota; Metazoa; Chordata; Actinopteri; Salmoniformes; Salmonidae. The transcript has 6 exons. Gene Ontology annotation, cellular component: external side of plasma membrane. Bases 81 to 1064 code for a protein of 327 amino acids.